This is a messenger RNA of Cylas formicarius (sweet potato weevil), 1790 nucleotides long. RefSeq names its product fatty acyl-CoA reductase wat-like. Gene Ontology annotation, cellular component: peroxisome. The coding region runs from base 179 to 1687 and encodes 502 amino acids. Gene Ontology annotation, biological process: long-chain fatty-acyl-CoA metabolic process. Lineage: Eukaryota; Metazoa; Arthropoda; Insecta; Coleoptera; Brentidae. The transcript is spliced from 8 exons. The record is from RefSeq and is a predicted model, not a curated record. Gene Ontology annotation, molecular function: alcohol-forming very long-chain fatty acyl-CoA reductase (NADP+) activity.
UACCAAUGACGUCAAAGUUUUCGUUGGGUACGACGUUUAUUUGAAUUUGUCGAACGCUGGUCGUGCCCAUCAGUCAGACGCCUACGAUCGAUUCGUAUCGAGCUAACGGCUCUUCAGUUUUUCCGGUUGCGAGUUAGUGCUCUUAUAUAUUUAAAAAAAAACUGUCGAACAUUCGAAAAUGGACAAAUCGGAGAUUCGGGAGUUUUACAAGGACAAAAACGUCCUGGUCACGGGCGGCACCGGGUUCAUGGGCAAAGUGCUCAUCGAGAAACUGCUCCGAGACACUGACGUUUCGACCAUUUACGUGCUCAUCAGGGGGAAGAGGGGCAAAAACGCCCAUUCCAGGAUCGACGACCUGUUCGACGACGUGCUCUUCGACGGUCUCAAAGAGCGCCAACCGAAGUGCAAAAACCGCGUGGAAGCGAUACCUGGCGACUGCACCCUGGCUGGCUUGGGGCUAUCGAUCACCGACCGCCAGAGGCUUAUCUCCGACGUCCACGUGGUCUUCCACGUGGCCGCCACCGUCAAUUUCGACGAGCCCAUCAAGGCGGCGUACGAUAUCAACGUCAAUGGCCCGAAAGACCUUAUCGGAUUGGCCAGGGAGAUGAGGAACCUAAAGUCCGUGCUGCACAUUUCCACCGCCUACUCCCAUUGCACGCAGCAAACGAUAGAAGAAAAGUGCUACGACGUGCCGGUCGACUACGAGGACCUGGAGAGGGCGCUGCAAAAAUUAACCCCCGAAGAAGCCGAAGUCUGCACCCCCAGAAUUUUAGGAAAGUGGCCCAACACUUACACCUUCACCAAAGCUCUGGCCGAAUCCGUCGUCCGAAACGUCGGGAACGGACUCCCGAUCGGAAUUUUUCGACCCGGAAUAGUCGUAUCGACGUACAAAGAGCCCGUACCUGGAUGGAUAGACAACAUGUACGGCCCCACGGGUGUCGCAGCGGGUACUAUAUCCGGAGCCCUGAGGGUGGUACGCUGCGACCCGGAUAAAACUGCCGAAUUGGUGCCCGUGGACACCUGCGUGGCCGCCAUGGUGGCGUGCGCGUGGGACGUAGCCCGCGAGGACAACCCCCGGACCGCGGAGAGCGUCCCCGUCUACAACUACGUGUCCUCACCGGAGAACCCGAUCUUCUGGCGCGAGUUCAUGGACCUGAACUUCAUCCACGGACUGCAGUAUCCGCUCUCGAACGCCAUCUGGUGCAGCAUCACGUUCCUGGUGGUACGCAGGGAGUUUUAUUGGCUGGCGAAGGUGCUGUUGCACGUGCUGCCCGCAUUUUUUAUCGACAUGAUGCUCGUCGCGACAGGAAACAAGCCCAGGUUACUGUCCCUUUACAAAAAGGUGCACAAGUUUUCCGGAGCGGUGGCCUAUUUCAGCCUGCGCGAGUGGAAAUUCAGCAACAAUAACGUCCAAGCUCUAUGGGCGAAGAUGAACAAGACCGAUCAGCUCCUGUUCCCAUUCAGCAUGGCGAACGUGCCGUGGCUACUCUAUUUCCGAGGCUACAUCAAGGGGGUAAGGCUUUAUCUGCUCAAGGACCCGGAUUCGACGCUCGAGCGAUCGAAAAUCAGGAACAGGAGGUUCGUCGCGUUGAACACCGUGUUUAAAGUCAUCGCAGUAUUCAUAGUCAGUCAUCUAGCGUCAUACGUGAUACUGAAGCUGUACCACAUAGUUCUCGGACGCCACUGACUUGGUGCAUUUUUUUCCAAUGUUGUAAAUAGAGGUGUAUAGGCGACGCGCUAUGAUGACGGAUGUUGUUGCGUAACAUGUAUAAAAAGUAUAUAUAGGUGUU